GAGUGGACCGGUUUAGGAUGACUAGAUGUUUCCAUCUAGACAUCAUUCGUGGCGGUUUUGCAAACAACUCAGUCCGUUAUUAGAAGGACGUGGACAAGCAGUCAAGGACAAGAGCCUUCUUUGAGAGGAGUCGAACAACAUCUCGAUCGCCUGUGUUAAUAUAAACAGCAACAAUGACAUCGACUUGGAUUCUUUCUGUGCUUGUGCUCAGCAUUGUUUGCCAAUUAUGUUCCUGUCACCCUAUCAGCGAGGGACCUACCCCUGUUGGAUUCGUAUUUCCUUCAGCACCAUGCAGCCCCGAGGUCUUGGGGAUGGAAGACGGACGUAUCCAUGAUCGCAGCCUCACGGCAUCAUCCUACUAUAGUGGCUAUUCCCCAAGCACCGCUCGACUUAAUGAAGGAAUCUAUGGAUGGAGACCAACAACUUUAGCAGAUCAGUGGAUCCAGGUCGACCUGGGUAAACCCACGGUGGUUACCGGGCUCACCAUGCAAGGAUACGACCCAGGAACCAGUCUUUAUGUCAGGAUAUUUUCAGUUCAGCACAGCCUCACAGCCGAGUCGGAUGACUGGCAGAGUUUAGCCGAUGCUGACGGUGGAGCAGUCAGAUUCACCUUGAGCAGUGGUCUGCCGACGAAUGUCACCUUUCCUGUGGUACCCUUCACAAGGUUUGUUCGCAUACUACCACUGGCCUGGGAAGAUUCCUAUUACUACGUGAGGUUUGAGGUAUUCGGAUGCCAAGUCCCCGAUGGUUAUGUGAGGUUAGUGAAUGGCACUGACGCUUGGAGUGGCCGAGUGGAAAUCUACCGUCACGAAACAGGAACCUGGGGAGCGGUGUGUGGUAAUGACUGGGGGUUUAACGACGCCAACACGGUGUGCCGUCAGCUGGACCUCGGUGCUGCAACCAAGGUCAUGACAGCCUCAGAAUUUGGGGGAGGCGACCUGCCGAUCAUGAUGAACCAAGUCGCCUGUGAGGGGACGGAGAGCCGACUGGUCGACUGCCCGUUUGUCUGCGCCAACUACCAGCAGUGUGAAAGCUCAAACGUUGCCGGAGUAGUUUGCAACCUAAAAAACACUGUUCGGUUGGAGGGAGGACCCAAUAACUUCAGUGGCCGGGUGGAGAACUUCCGAGACUUCACGUGGGGAACGAUCUGCGACCGUGACUGGGACAUCACGGAUGCCGGGGUGGUCUGCCGACAACUCGGGUUCCCCAGCGCCUUGGAGGCCAAGCCCGGAGCGCACUUCGGGGAAGGAAGUGGCCCGGUGCACAUGGAGGGCGUGGCCUGUACCGGCUCGGAGGGGGGACUCGGUGACUGCCCAUCUCACUGCUGGACAGCAACCACCUGCAGCCACAGCCAAGAUGCCGGGGUCAUCUGCAGUGGCGAAUCUAGUGGUUUUGAAGAAACCAACAGUGAGUGACGAGACUAUUGACAACCAGCUUCAUGCAGUUCCUGUGAUAGCCCUGCUUAAAGGCUACAUUUACCUGUAUUGUGGCAUACGCUUGGUAUAAAUGUUACUCCGUUGUGUAUUAAAAUGUAUCAAUUAAUUCGUGGUGUAAUCAAUUUCAUUUUGUGCCAUUUAAAUUAAUGUUGAUGUCUAGUAACUUUAAAUGAGCUACUCAAACGACUCCCAUAAUUAAGAAAAAUUCACCAAAUUUCAGGCUGACCUAAUAUGGUUUAAAGAAGGGAAAACAGAGAAAAACGAAAUUCACUCAAUACAAUGACAUUUACCUUUUAUUUCCUUUAUCGAGGACGGAUUUGGGUUCUUUUUGUUACAUAAGAACACAAGUGCAUUUACAAUCAAUAGUGCUAAUGGCCGAAGCACAUGUACUUUUCACUUAGUAGGUCACACCUUUGGAUAGAAAGAGACACAGUAUGCUUUUAUGUUUAAUUUACAUCAUAAUUUGCUCUUGCUCAAUUUUGUUUUUCGAUUUGAACAAAACGCAUGAUAAAAACAUUCACAUUCAGUUUAGUAAAAUAUAAGGCAUGUUUCAAUACAACGUGUAGCAGAAACUGCUUUGCAGUAAUUGUUUGUGAAUGUAAUUAUAAAAAUAUCUUGCUUUCUCUUUAGCUUCUCGUGGAUACUUUGUUCUUGGAAUCUACAGUCAAAAUUGCAUCUUAUACCAACAUAUUAACACAUUCCUCUCUGAUCAAAACGUUGUCACAAUUAUUUUGAAUACAACAAGAAUCAUGACCUCAUGAAUAUUCAAAAAACUAAUACUCAUGUCGGACGGCUUAUGUGUUAUUCUAGAAACAUCGAGUUAUAUUUCACAAUCAUUAAUGUUAUCAAACGUACACAGUGGCGUCGCCAAGGGGGGGCCAGGGGGGCACGUGCCUCAUUACCU
Messenger RNA from Patiria miniata (bat star), 2340 nucleotides. Its product is annotated as scavenger receptor cysteine-rich type 1 protein M130-like. The coding region runs from base 174 to 1415 and encodes 413 amino acids. The transcript has 9 exons. Gene Ontology annotation, cellular component: membrane. The record is from RefSeq and is a predicted model, not a curated record. Lineage: Eukaryota; Metazoa; Echinodermata; Asteroidea; Valvatida; Asterinidae.